AUGGUUGUUUCUCAAUAUCUUUCUGCUGAUGGUUCUCUGUUUUCAGACCCUACUCUCUAUAGAUCCCUCGUAGGUGCACUACAGUACUUGACUAUCACAAGGCCCGACAUUGCUCAUGUUGUCAACUCUGUCAGUCAAUUCUUACACGCUCCCACUGAUGAUCACUUUCUGGCUGUUAAACGCGUCCUCCGCUAUGUUAAAGGCACCAUUCACCAUGGCCUACAUUUUCGCCCUUCCACUUCUCCUGGUACUCUUGUAGCUUAUUCUGAUGCUGAUUGGGCCGGCUGCCCGGAUACUCUUCGUUCGACCUCUGGUUAUUCUAUCUAUCUUGGCGACAAUUUAGUUUCCUGGAGUGCCAAGAAACAGCCGACUGUCUCUCGUUCCAGCUGUGAAUCUGAGUAUCGUGCCCUUGCCUCCACUGCCGCUUAA
Messenger RNA from Olea europaea var. sylvestris, 429 nucleotides. RefSeq lists its product as uncharacterized. The transcript has a single exon. The record is from RefSeq and is a predicted model, not a curated record. Lineage: Eukaryota; Viridiplantae; Streptophyta; Magnoliopsida; Lamiales; Oleaceae. Bases 1 to 429 code for a protein of 142 amino acids.